GAGAAAGGGUUUAAAAGUUUGGCGUGUUGAAAGCAUACUCAGCUGGCAGUAGAGACAGAACUGGUGCUUCUGUGGACUUGGCCAUUUGCACAGCACAAGCAGUGAUGGAUAACUCCUCUGUCUGUCCCCCAAAUGCAACUGUCUGCGAAGGCGAUUCCUGCGUAGUACCUGAGAGCAACUUCAAUGCAAUUCUCAAUACAGUGAUGAGCACUGUGCUCACCAUCCUCUUAGCCAUGGUGAUGUUUUCUAUGGGGUGCAAUGUGGAAGUCCACAAGUUCCUAGGACAUAUAAAGAGACCAUGGGGUAUCUUCGUGGGCUUCCUCUGUCAGUUUGGAAUCAUGCCUCUCACAGGCUUUAUCCUGUCUGUGGCCUCUGGCAUCCUUCCUGUACAGGCUGUAGUGGUGCUAAUUAUGGGUUGCUGCCCUGGAGGAACUGGCUCCAAUAUCCUGGCCUAUUGGAUAGAUGGCGACAUGGACCUCAGUGUUAGCAUGACCACUUGCUCCACACUGCUUGCCCUUGGAAUGAUGCCUCUUUGCCUCUUCGUCUACACCAAGAUGUGGGUUGACUCGGGAACGAUUGUGAUUCCCUAUGAUAGCAUUGGUAUUUCUCUGGUUGCUCUUGUUAUUCCUGUUUCCUUUGGAAUGUUUGUAAAUCACAAAUGGCCACAAAAAGCGAAGAUUAUACUUAAAAUUGGAUCCAUCACAGGUGUAAUUCUCAUUGUGCUCAUAGCUGUGAUUGGAGGAAUACUGUACCAAAGUGCCUGGAUCAUUGAACCCAAACUGUGGAUUAUAGGAACAAUAUUCCCUAUAGCUGGCUACAGCCUGGGUUUCUUCCUGGCUAGACUAGCUGGUCAACCCUGGUACAGGUGCCGAACAGUAGCCUUGGAAACUGGAAUGCAGAACACUCAGCUGUGCUCCACCAUUGUACAGCUCUCCUUCUCCCCCGAGGAUCUCAACCUGGUGUUCACCUUCCCACUCAUCUAUACUGUUUUCCAGCUCGUCUUUGCAGCAGUAAUAUUAGGAAUUUAUGUCACAUACAGGAAAUGUUAUGGAAAAAAUGAUGCUGAGUUUCUAGAGAAAACAGACAAUGAAAUGGACUCCAGGCCAUCAUUUGAUGAGACAAACAAGGGAUUUCAACCAGAUGAGAAGUAGACAAGAAAGAAAAAGAAAACUUCAGAACAAUAUUCAUUAAACUAAAACUGAAUUUAUUUCUUUUGGUGGAAAAUCAUCAGAAAAAACAAAUUUAAAAGUUAAAUUCAAAUUGAAAUUAUGUUUUUUGUAUAAAGUAAUCCAUUCUUUAGUGUGACAAAGAUCCAAAGAUAUGUGUGUGUGUGUGUGUGUGUGUGUGUGUGUGUGUGUGUGUGUGUGUACAUGAGCGUACGAUCGUACAUGAGUCAGUUUUCUGUAUUCAUAGUCAGAUUGGUCACAAGAUAUUCCUUGAUUUCAAAUUCACAGAAGCUUAAGCCUCUUUUUUUAAAAAGGCAGUGUUUAUAUUAAUCUCUUAUUACUUCAGAUCAAUAUUAUCUUACUAAAAUAUUUAACAUGAUGUAAAUGUGUAAAUAGUUGUUUCACUGUAUUGUUUAGGAAAUGAUGUUUUUUAAAGUCUAUGAUAUUUUAUGUUCAGUACAGGUAUCAUUUUUCAGAUAUUUUUGGCCAUAGUGAGUUAAAAUCAUAGAUGUCAAACUUAUCCUUUGGGGGCCAAAUGCAUGUACAUAGAAUGUAUAGAUAGAUGAAAGAUAGGUAGAUAGAUAGAUAGAUAGAUAGAUAGAUAGAUAGAUAGAUAGAUGAAAGAUAGAUAGAUAGAUAGAUAGAUAGAUAGAUAGAUAGAUGAAAGAUAGAUAGAUGAUAGAUAGAUAGAUAGAUAGAUAGAUAGAUAGAUAGAUAGAUAGAUAGAUAGAUAGAUAGAUAGAUUAGAUAGGUGAUAGAUAGAUAGAUAGAUAGAUAGAUAGAUAGAUAGAUAGAUUAGAUAGGUGAUAGAUAGAUAGAUAGAUAGAUAGAUAGAUAGAUUAGAUAGAUAGAUAGAUUAGAUAGAUAGAUAGAUAGAUAGAUAGAUAGAUAGAUAGAUAGAUAGAUAGAUAAACUGAUUAUCAUUAAUAUAUUAUCAGAAAAUAUCUAUAGACCUAAUUUGAUAUAGGUCAAAUUGGAAACUUGGUCAUAUGUAAGCUGAACUCAGAGUCAAGCACUUUUGUUUGUUAAAAUAUAACAUAUUAUUACUGUAAAAUAAUUAUUUUCUUCAGUGUUUAUGAUUGUAAAAUGAUUGAUGUGAAUGAAUGUAUUCCUCUGACAUUUUAAUCAUGAGUUUGAAGAUUUGCAACAUAUUUAUUUGUGGUUUUGCACUAUACUCCGACAAAUAUCUGUAUUUGUAUUUUAGAAAAGUAGGUCCUUCAAAUGAUAUUCCAGAAAUAGAAACAAGAGAAAGUAUUGCUAAUCAACUGAAGAACAAACUAGAAUUGAAUUAACUCAUCAACAUAUUUUAUAUCCAUUCAUAUGCCUCUAGGGUCCCUGAUGCCCUUUUUAUCUUUCAAGAAAUAGAGAUCAUUCAAUACAGUUUGAAUUUGACAAUUAAUUUUUGGAACUCUGAAGAGGUUUGUUCAAAUAUGAUCUGUAUGAAGCAGGUCUAAAUGGGACAAUAUGAUAGAUAUUAAGCCCAUAUGAAGUGCCAUACCAGUCACCAUGAGCAGGAGGUAUCAGAAGUUACAAAGGAACAAUGGUAUCAGUCUAGAAAAUGACAUAAUACAAUGAAGAGAUAAAUAAAUGUAAGGAAAAGCACAGAUAAAAGAAAUAUUGAAAAAACUUAAUAUGGCAAAUCUGAUGUGUGACAGGAAGUAGCUACAGGAAGAUUCAUGUCAGAAAGUGAGAUUUGAAGAAGAUAAGAAGUCCCCAGGCAACAAAGUAGGAAAAUCAUUUCUCAGAUGUCAUAGAUAUAGAUAUAUACCUGUCUAUAUCUAAAAUGGUAGAAACCAAAUAAGACUUAUAAAUCAGCAAGACUGUAUGGCUGUCAUAGGGAUGGAAUUUGUGCUUGUCUUUUUCCUUGAGACCCAACUUGAUUUACUUUUCUUCAUUUUGGAGGAGAAACAUGUUUUUAACUAGUCUUUGGUUGUUGGUCUUAUGGCAACUUUUGAUAUUGCCAAAGGCUUGUGGAUUCCUUUAAUUUAUAAUGUUUUUGCUCCAAAGACUAUUCUGCAUUUGAAUGAUCUGACUUUAGAUCACAAUGAGGGCUUCUGGUUGUAGACUUAAAAUAUUUUGGCUGGAGAUAUUGUCACAGUCUGUACAGUGUUUGCUCUGACAGCAUGAGGGUCUGAACUAGACUACCAACACUCAUAUAAAAAUGCCAGGUAUGAUACUGUGCAGCUGUAAUCCCAGUACUAGAAAGAAGAAACCAGGAGGAUAAGAGCCAGUCUAGCCAAUCAGUGAGCUCUGAGUUCAGUGAAAGACCAUGUUGCAAAAACUAAAAUAAAGAGCUACAAAGGAAGACACUUGCCAUUGACCACAUGUACAUCACACAGACACACACACACACACACACACACACACACACAUUUGGAGCAUUUUUCCAUCACUAGACAAAAGCAGAAAGUUGAACUCAGAAUGUCUUAAGGCAUUGGACAUUUAUUGGUAGACAGGAGACUGGAUUUUCUUCUUGAUAAUGUCAAGAAAGUACGUCCAAACAUGGAAAAUGAAGUCUAGUUCUUAAGUACCUCUUAACAUUCCUCAUCAAGAAGAAAACAGACAGAUGCAUUAAAGACACCAUGUGAAUUUCGAUCAAGUUUUCAACACCCCCCAAAUUAAGGGCCUGGAUGCCAGCAGCUGAAUCAACUGGGUUUUCAUCCCUAAUGAUUAAAGAAUAUGAGUGACAUAGAACUUCAUUUUCUUACCAUAUAUGGUGGCUUGUGAGGUUAUUUUUCCCCCUAAUAUUCUAGAAGAAUAGAAGAAUAUUCUAGAAAAAGAGUUAAGCAUUCUAAAAUUACAAAUCUCUUUUUUUAAUGAUUUUGAAAAGCUGAUGAAAUCAUAUAUAUUAUUGCCUCUGUUUCAUAUUAAAUGAAUAUUUUUAUUUUAAAGGCAUAAAUAAAAAAAUGAUUGUGUACUAUC
Messenger RNA from Mus musculus (house mouse), 4088 nucleotides. RefSeq names its product solute carrier family 10, member 2 (gene Slc10a2). Gene Ontology annotation, molecular function: bile acid:sodium symporter activity. The record is from RefSeq and is marked validated. NCBI's taxonomy places the organism in Eukaryota, Metazoa, Chordata, Mammalia, Rodentia, Muridae. The transcript is spliced from 6 exons. Gene Ontology annotation, cellular component: proteasome complex; apical plasma membrane; membrane. Gene Ontology annotation, biological process: bile acid and bile salt transport. Bases 105 to 1151 code for a protein of 348 amino acids.